This is a messenger RNA of Oreochromis aureus, 744 nucleotides long. RefSeq names its product vegetative cell wall protein gp1-like. The annotation marks the transcript as partial. The record is from RefSeq and is a predicted model, not a curated record. NCBI's taxonomy places the organism in Eukaryota, Metazoa, Chordata, Actinopteri, Cichliformes, Cichlidae. The transcript is spliced from 3 exons.
GUGCAGUCUCCAGUGUCCCCAGUGCAGUCUCCCACUCAACCACCAGCUCCACUUUCUCCCCAACCGUCACUACUACCUCUAGCUCAGUCUCCUGUACAGUCGCCUCUAGUUCGGGUUCCUGUGCAGUCACCCCUAGUUCAUUCCCCUGUGAAGCCAUCAACUCCACCACCCACUCCUCUCUCACCACCACCGUUACUCCAGACAUCAGUUCAGCCCCUUGUGCCAGUGCAGAUGCCCUCAGUUCAGUCUCCCGUGCAGUCAUCUACUUCACCACCUCCAGUAGCUCAGCUCCCCGUGUCUCCAGUAGCUCAGCUCCCCGUGUCUCCAGUAGCUCAGCUCGCACCUGACCCAUUGGCCCAGUUCUCCGUAGCAGUUCGGUUUUCUGGCCAGCGUAACAUUAAGCCAGGGGUCCCAAUUCCCUCUGGCUCUACAUCUGCUCCUGCUGGAAGCUCUGAUGAGCCCAUCCAGCACUCCGCGGCUCCCAUGCCGCCACCUGCCUUCUCCGCUGGAGGGUCCGAGGGGCCCGUGGUCCGAGGGGCCCGUUCAGCCGCCUGUCUCCCCUGGAGGGUCCGAGGGGCCCGUUCAGCCAUCACCGCCACCUGCAGCCUCAGAGCCUUCAUCGCCGCCCUUCUGCUCCGCCUUCGUCUGGCCCUGCCUCGUCUGGUCCUGCGGUUGCCACACUGUCAUGGGACCCAGCCCAUCCUGUCCCGCCUCGCCUCUGCCGGCCGUUUUCCGGGCCUCUAA